Messenger RNA from Mesocestoides corti, 660 nucleotides. The record is from the annotation of a GenBank genome assembly. Lineage: Eukaryota; Metazoa; Platyhelminthes; Cestoda; Cyclophyllidea; Mesocestoididae.
AUGGAAUACACCAUUUCGCGCUUCCUCAUUGCUGUAGCACAUUGUGCCACCGAUUCAACGAAGGCGGCUGCUUUGGGGGCAGAGUUACAAGCAACGCCGAAACCGUCGUCCACAAUUUACUGUAUUUUACGCUCGUCGUUCUCCAAUUUUAGCCCUCCAAAAAUAUUCAAGGGUGUGCCUGCUCUGCCCACAUACGAGGAUGCCACGAAACGUGGCAUGUAUUGCAUAAUCAGGGAGUCAGACAUUACCGCUCCGCCGCCCUACCAAUACCGGGUCCCUGAUGAUGAUUGUGAUGACGACGAGGCGGGUCCCCUCAGUGGUGGGGCCAACGGGGCCUCCCAUGAGGCUGCCGUUUUCGCGUCCAUCUCGUCAUGGGAUUUCGACGCCUACGGUGUUCACAGAGGGUCCGUCAAUAGCAUGCCGGAGUUUUCGUCGAUUUUCGGGCCACCCGACUCGCCCUAUCCAGGGGACGUAAGUUCACACUGAGUCCCCAGUGACGCCGACUGGCGCAAGCCCAGUUGUCUUCUUGCCGAUGCGAAGAUUCACCCCACCGCCUUCACCCGCGGGCCAAACUAUUUUAAUAAAGUCCAACUCAACGCCUUCCCUCCUUCCUUGCUGUGUAAUUUUUUGUGCUUCUUUUUGACUCUUUGGCCGUCUUAG